AUGAGAGAUGAGAGGUUACAGCUCAGCUCUCAGAUUAGCCCUGUGCCAAACUUUGCCGACAAAGGACUGAUUACUAUGGAACAAGCCGAGCUAUUUUUCAACGCCUUUUUCCAGGGAUGCGAUCGAUAUGUUCCCAUUUUCGACCCUUCACACGACACGUUUCAUUCUGUCAAAGCCAGGAGUGCCCUUCUGUUUGACGCAAUCGUCACCAUUGGCUGCGGUGUUCUCACCGAUGCCGAUUCUCAGAUUUGCCAUCUCUUGCAUUUCCAAUUGAAGAAGAUGCUCAAUCUUGUUGUUGUUACGCCCGAGUAUGCUUCUUUGGAAACAGUCCAGGCGUUGUUGGUAAUUGCCUGCUAUUCAUCUGAACGGUCGCUGUUGCUAGCUUUUGCUACAAGAAUGGCUCUCGACCUUGGUCUUCCAGAAGCGUAUGAGGAGCUGACCAAGAGGCUCGUCACUCGAGGACAGUCAAAUCAACAGGCCGAUGCCACGGGAGAUGCAGUUCUAAUGCGGCGCACCCGGGCCUGGUUUCAGCUUAUCGUCUUGGAACAAAUACUGCGAGUCGAUGCAGGAACUCUGCGGAGCUUCCGAGUCAAGGGAGACGCUCGCCGCUGUCGGAUUCUACUUGACAAGUCAUUUUCCACGGUGCUUGAUCUUCGAUUGCUGUCACAAGUGGAACUCAACGCUCUUCGAGCUCGAAUGCACGAUUCGAUCUCGUCUGCUCGGGAUUUCGAGGACGAAAACGUUCUGAACACGGUUCGGGAUGCUCAGAUCGACUUAGAGGUUUGGUAUAGCGAUUGGCACAAUAUAAUGUGCCGGUCGCCGAAUGCAGAGACUCCCGUACUACUCCUGAAUUUGAAGGUGCAGAAAUACUGGUCACAAGCAGUGGUCCUAUGCCGAGCAGUGCGUGCGUUGGGGAAUGAGAACAUUGCCGCCAUGUCUAUGCCCCAGCGGGAAAUCUUGCUCAUGGCCAAAGAUGCACUCGGCAAGCAUCUUCGGGUCAUCCUGGAUGAGCCACAACAUUACCUUGCCCACUUCCGCUUCGCCAUGGAUUUCGUGUGGGCCAAAUGCGCGUUUUGCUUUCUACUUCUCUUGAAACUCGUGCGCUUCUUCGCCGAAGAUGACGACUCUGCAAAGGCUCAGCUGCUGGAAGAUGGCUACCGGCUUCUCCGGGAAUUGAACAAAGCUGGUGGGGGAUCUCCGGGAGGAGGUGGGCGAAGUCAUGCCAGUAAGAUGUACCUCCAGGUGCUCCAGCAGAGUAUCCAGAAGUACGGACGUGCGCUCCGCAGCGAUCAAGGUCAGCAAAUACCCGGAGACGAGCCAGCCAACAUUGUCCAGAGUCCGGAGUCUCCGAUGAACUUUUUCUGGACACCUGCGAACAACGCCGGUCAGAAUGAACUCGAAUCUUGGGUGCCUGAGCAGUUCGUGUUCGAAUGGGAUUUCCCAGGCCUCACGCUUUUCUCCGCCCCUUCUGUCGGAGACGACUUCUUCGAAGAAUUCUUCAACGAUCAUUAUUAUGGCGGGGAGUCUCCCUUUCUGGGCAUGCCAGGCUAG
This is a messenger RNA of Exophiala dermatitidis NIH/UT8656, 1551 nucleotides long. RefSeq lists its product as uncharacterized. Gene Ontology annotation, cellular component: nucleus. Gene Ontology annotation, molecular function: transcription cis-regulatory region binding; DNA-binding transcription factor activity, RNA polymerase II-specific. Lineage: Eukaryota; Fungi; Ascomycota; Eurotiomycetes; Chaetothyriales; Herpotrichiellaceae. The coding region runs from base 1 to 1551 and encodes 516 amino acids. Gene Ontology annotation, biological process: regulation of DNA-templated transcription. The transcript has a single exon. The record is from RefSeq and is a predicted model, not a curated record.